Ixodes scapularis (black-legged tick) is the source of this 3491-nucleotide messenger RNA. RefSeq lists its product as uncharacterized. The transcript is spliced from 3 exons. The coding region runs from base 308 to 937 and encodes 209 amino acids. Lineage: Eukaryota; Metazoa; Arthropoda; Arachnida; Ixodida; Ixodidae. The record is from RefSeq and is a predicted model, not a curated record.
GCGAGAUGUCCCUGUGUGAUCCUGGUUUAGCGCCUACACGUGCGGUCUAAAGUUUGGCAGUGUGACUCUCAAGCGGAUAUCUGCUUUAUCUCUUAACAUAGAAGCUGUAUAUCGCCCAGGUAUCGAACGUCCUGUAAAAGAGACAGAUGUUAGCUUGCGUAAUGAAGAUUACGGAGAAUAUAUAACAGCGGUCACAGUUGAUCCGGACGCCACAAGCGAGCCGGUACCAAGACGCGAGGCGUCUAACACAGUCACUCGGCUGUACAGCGUUUUCUUACCAAUUCAGUGUUUCUGAAACAAAACAAAGAUGCAGCCCAGUUCCAGGUGGUCUAGAACAACUCUGGUGGUGGUGCUGCUGCUGCUAGUAUCCUGCUGCACUGCCAAGAUAACCAUCAUAGCCCCCCAAGAAGGACGGCAACCCGCACCUGUGCCCACCGAAGACGCUCCGACGGUCUCCACCGAAGACUUUGAGGCAACAUCUACUGAAGAUCCAGAUUCGGCGUCGACGGAAGACUUCGGAUCCACGUCCACCGAAGUGACAACACUGGUCGGAGGUCACUCAGAAAGAACCACGGAGGCCCAGCCUGAGACUCGAAAACCGUUGACCAACUACUCGGCUCCAGAAGGCAAGCCUCGUAGGGCAUGUCCCAGGAUGGAGGACAUCCAUCCGUGCAAGUGUGUCGAGUUCAACGGCAUAACACCGGGCUCCAUCGAGACGGUAGUCACGUGCAAGAACAUCCGAAACAAGGAGGUUCUGGUAACAGCAGUCCAGGGAUUCCGACACCACACUGUCAAUUACUUCGUCAUCGACACCUGCAACAUACCUCCUUUCCCCAACAAAAUGCUCAACAAUGUCAAGGUUGGCUGGAUGGAGAUUGUCAACUCCACUGUCACCAUGGAAGGGGGCUUCUUCAGCUGCUCAAAAGACUGCUUAUGAAAUCACUCGAGUCUCACCGCCACCCCACUUGAAUAUCGUAGCCUCAAGAUGAUGCAUCAUCUCUCAACAGUGACUCAAUCAAAAUCAUCACAAACAAAUGUGCAAAAAAACCGCAAACAGUUUGUUACAUAGGGCCUCAAAGCAAAGACCCUCACGUGGAAGUUUUGUUAAGCAGACCGGUGCAAUGAGUCCGUCAUGCUGACGAACAUUGUGGUCGGGCCUUAAUAUGGCCGAAAUAUUGUGUUCUCGAGUAGGGAGUGGUCCAAGAGGGACUGUUGUGGAGUCUGAAUAUUUGACCGCAGAGCUGUGUGUGGAUGCGCUAAUGACCGCAGGAAAGUGGCCGUAAAAAAGAGAGCUGGAAUCUCUUUCCCGCUUGCUGAGAAUAGUUGAUGUCAUCGAUGUUGCCCAGCAACAUUGUGCUUUUAUCUUUUUUUGUUUCUGAAGCAUCCGAGUGUCGAAGACAGUGCAACCUACGUCUAUUAUUGUGACCGUGUUUAUAGUCGUGUUGGUGACCUUGCAGAAUGCACCAGAUUCUGCACAUGCAUUGCCAAACAGGCCUUAUACUUGGAGAAAGGUCUACAAGAAAACUGGUCAUCAGUCUAACUGAUGUUAAUCAGCAGUGAUGUGUGUUAUGAGGUAUCUGCAUUUACACCACUUAAGAAAAGAGUUCCAUGCAGAUAUUUAAUAUGUGGCUCUCGUUUUAUUUAUUAUUUAUUUACUAUGUGUCUAAAGUGACAGCUCACAACAAAAGUUAAUUUCCAGUUUUUCGGAGAUAAGGAAAGCAACAUGAACGGCAGAAAGGACGAGGGCGGGACAAAACAUAUUUGCCACUGGUGGCUUGAACGUCUAUUGACGUCCCUCGACGCCGCCGAUAGAUUUCCAGUUUUGGUUUUGAUUGCAUCUGCAGAAAAACGGUGAGCACACCUUGAGAAAAAGAGGUGUCGUAUGCUCGGCUGUUGGUCCUUAGUAUAUCCUAGUAUAUCCCAGCUAGGGAGCAAGAAAGUCCAUUCCCCGACUUCAGCCCAUUCCAUUUGUGUCUCAACAAUCUGACUAGCUCUAAAGAGCAGCUGUCACAUAACCAAAGCUGGAGUCGUUUGCGUUACUAGACACACAAUGCUAGAACUGCAGCAGGCACAGAGGGGCAGUGAAGAAUUCUAUUCCUUAAUUUUUGGUACUAGACAGUAAGGAUGUCUACUUUUGAGGGAAGGUCAAAUUAUAUAACUGGAAUUGUUUCGACGUGAUGGUCAAUGUUGCAGUGCACUCAAAAAACUGUUGCUCAAGCCUCCAAACACAAAACACUCACGCAGCACUCACCAACAACUUUGUAUUGGUUGUUGUCUGCUUCAACUUCUACUUCAUUUUAAGAUGAUUUUCAAAUAGAAAAAUGAAAGAGGUGAAAAAUUCCCAUUUAACGCCUAGACAAACUUGCAGCUACAUAACUAAUCUCUUUUUGUGACAAUAUUAUAAACGGCAUACUAACACAUUUGUUGCCCAGUCAUAGAAUGUACUCAGUUUCGAUAAUUUCCCUCAGUUGGUUGACACUUUUGCCUAGCAUAAUGCUGUGGUUGAAAUGCACAGAGCAACCACGAUCCCGACACUGAAUUCCUAAGUGGCCAGAGUUGGCGUUUUAUUUAGCUGCAAGUUUGUUUAGGCGUUGGAAGGGGACAUUUCCCCUUUUUCAUUUUUUGUCUUUUCUAUUUAAAAAUUGUUUUAAAUCGAAAAAGAAGUAGAAACGGAAGUUUAUCACACAAUACAAAGUUGUUAGUAAGCACUGUGUGAGUUUUCCUUUUUUCUGUGUGCAUGUUCAAAACCUAGAUAGGCAGUUUUUCGAGUGCGCCGUAACGUCGACCAUUGUCAACAACCAACUCGCCCAGUCUGAUGUUCUCAAUGCUUCAACGUUAUCAGACUCUCAAAUAAACGGGCUGGCCCUUCCAAGGAUGUCCAAAUCAUGAUCUAUCAUUGUAACGCUACACAUGAAUAGGAAAAUGUAUUGUUUGUGGAAGAAACUACAUUGCCCGUCAAGCGGAACAUGGAGCAUUAGAUUGCGCCACAUGGGUUCUAUUCGGGCAAUGGCAGGAGUCAACUAUGGCCCGAGCGGUGGCACGGACCAGACGCCACAGUUUGGGUAGAACUUGCACAAGCUUAACUAAUUUUCCCACAUUCCGCUCAAGUUUGGCAAUAGCUUUACUUAGUGCUAUACACCCACACGUGGCUCUUACGUCACGCGGCUGUAGUGGCGCUGCCAUUGGCCAGGUGCAUGCGUAGACGUUUUACUUGGCACGAAUCUGAUUUCUGCGCACUGCCCACACCUGCUGUGGCAAAUGCCGACUCAUUGGUUGUUUGUCUGUCUAUGGGAAUCCUCCAUCGUCGCACCUAGGCUCAUUGGUAAGUCUUCCAGAAUUCUGUCGACAAACGUUGCAUCUGAUGAAUCUGAAUAUAUGUCCAAUUCUGUGAGUGAUUUCGUCCAAGAAAGCGACGAAGGGAAGACGUGGAUCAACAAGCCGUACGUCGUAACCUCCAUCCUUGUAAAUAAUAAAACGAAAUUGUGGCAUUU